Molecule: messenger RNA, 1086 nt
Organism: Drosophila kikkawai
Lineage: Eukaryota; Metazoa; Arthropoda; Insecta; Diptera; Drosophilidae
Source: RefSeq, a predicted model, not a curated record
UCUCUUGUUCAUCGUCGAAUCGGAAGUCGUUAUAUAUUUUCGUUCCGUGUGAUCUGUGUUUCGUGUUAUCUUUUCAAUUUCACUUGGAUGUGCAAUUGCCGACGCUAAAAAUAAGUACUGCGUGCAAGAAAAUAAAGAGUAUCGCUCAGUGUAAAUAUCAACGAAUAUAUAAAAUUUAAAUAAAAGAAACGCCACGUUUUCGCGUUCUACAAAAACUCUCCCAUAAAACGCUCAAGCGGCACAGGCACAUUACAUAUACGCGACCACGCCGUAUAAUUAGUUACUUGUCGCUGAUAUUUUAAACUAGCCGCAUGGCAACAGCGUUCUUCUCGGCCAUUAAAUGAUUUGAAGUGACACAAGUUUUUAUAAUCGAAACAAAUUGAAUUAUUUCGCCAAACCGGUGCUAAAGAAAACCAUUCGCAAAGGUAUCGAAAACCGGGAAAAGUUAUAUCCACCAUACACAGUGCGUUUCCAAUGUAGCCCUUCAUGGAUAAUUAACACGAGAGCGUUGUGUGACUAUAUAGCAAUAUCGUGUUAAAGCAACAAAUAUCGCAGUGGCUGAAUUUAGCAGCGAUCCAACCAAUAGUGCUCCCCUUCAAUCAACACCCCUGCGAAUUUCACUCACUUGUCAGUGCGGAAUUUUUGCCUGAGUCACGAGCCAUUUCAAUUUUCCGUUCUUCAAAUGGGUUGACUUGUGACAUUGCAGCUUCCUGGACCCGGGAAACAAAAAGGGAUACAACUUGAACCUCAAAAGACAUAGCCAAGAGAAACAGAGAAGCACAUCUCCACUUCCAUAGUCCCCACCGAAAUCACUGAGAAGUCAUAGUUAAAGUAGACUUAACCACCUGGAAACCGUUGGAAUCUCUGCUUGAAAGCAGUCUACCACCCAUGAACCACUCGGCCAGAGCGCUCAACAGCGUGGCCACCGAGAUCAGCAGCAGCAGCUCCUGCCCUUGCACCUACACCUGCCCCCCAUCACAGAAUCACCUGCACACUGGCCACCUAAUUGCACAUCGUCUUGGCCACUCGUACGCAGCUCGCGCCGAUCACAAUUAUCAGGGAUAAAAUCGAGGAAUUGAAAAAGGA